GUCCCGCCAGCUCUCUUCUUCGUCCGUUGGACCGUUUGUGUCGCUCGCUCCCUCCCUCCCUCACUCGAGUUGCUUCUCCAUUCGGAUAUGGCGUCUCUCAUCUCCCCGCCACCGUCAACUUCCUACCUCUUCCGCCACAAAUCCUCCUUCUACGGCACCGUUUUCCCCCAAAGGUGUGAGCAGGACUCGAACAAGUCCAAAAAUGUCAGAUUCUUCUCAGUAAGCUGCCGAAUUAGCACCAGAGCCAAGGAGUUAUCUUCUGCUCAAAAACCCAAUACUUUAAUCAAGGAACCUCACAAGUACUUUGAUCAGGUGAUCAUCACCCUUCGUUCCGGCGACGGAGGCCACGGCGCGGUCCUCGCCAUGCCGAACCAGAGACCUCCCAGCAAGCCGCCGCAAGGGAAGCAUGAGAAGGAGAAGCUGAGGAGGAAGAGCUUGCUGAAAAGGGAUUUUGGUGGGGCCCUUGUUCUUCCUGUGGGUGGCCAUGGAGGUGAUGUUGUGAUUUAUGCUGAUGAGGGUAAAGAUUCGUUGUUGGAAUUUCACACGAAAAACCGGUUCAAUGCAAAACGCGGUGGAAAUGUGGCUGCAAUGGGGGUCUUGACAUCCCAGUUGCACGAUGGACUUUCUGCUCCGGCCCUGCGUAUUCCUGUGCCGCCAGGUACGGUAGUGAAGCGUAAGCGAGGAACCUUGUUGGCUGAUCUAGCACGGCCAGGGGACGAAAUUCUUGUAGCGAGGGGUGGACAAGGAGGGAUUAGCUUGGUAGAAACACCGGAGCGUAGCAAGAAAAAGGUUAUGGCUUUGACAACAAAUGUGAUGAGAGAUGAUAGUGAUAAGAUUUUAGCUGUUGGUCAACCAGGAGAGGAGGUUAGUUUGGAGUUGAUCUUACGAGUUGUUGCUGACGUUGGUUUGGUUGGCCUUCCAAAUGCUGGAAAAUCAACCCUUUUGGCCGCCACUACACUUGCAAGACCUGAUAUUGCUGAUUAUCCUUUCACAACCUUAAUGCCAAACCUUGGACGCCUUGAUGGCGACCCAAGUUUAGGGCCAGGGAUGUAUUCUUCUGAAGCAACUUUGGCAGAUUUGCCUGGUCUUAUUGAAGGUGCUCAUCUUGGGAAGGGUCUUGGUCGCAAUUUCUUGAGGCAUCUGAGGCGGACUCGGCUAUUGGUCCAUGUUGUUGAUGCAGCAGCUGAGGAUCCUGUGAAUGACUACAGAACUGUCAAGGAAGAAUUGCGAAUGUAUAAUCCUGAUUACCUUGAACGACCAUAUAUAGUGGUGUUGAAUAAAAUUGACCUUCCCCAGGCAAAGGACAGGCUUCCAUCUUUGACGGAAGAAAUAAUGAGGCUUGGUUGUGAUACAGCAUCCUCUGAGCCAGAAAUGAGCACUGCAGGUGCAGUUAAACAGCCGGUCCCUGAAGGUGAGAAUGCUGAUGUAAGUUCAUCAAAAGCUCCGACCAAAGACAGAAAGGAUAAAGAUAUAGAGGACUAUCCACGACCCCUUGCUAUUGUAGGAGUCAGUGUAUUGAAAGGCAUCAGAGUAAACGAAAUGUUGAAGGCGAUAAGGGCAGGUCUGCGAAAGUGCCGAGGCAUAAACGAAGCAUAGGAAUUGAGUGUGAGAGAGUCUCUUGUUAAUGAGAGACACUGGAUAAGAAGAGACUCUGGAUCGUUUUUGGGUGCUGUAACUUGUAUAUAUAUGCGGAAGAUGUAUAAGUUAAUUUAUGUAACACACUACAAGGAAGGCAUGAAUGCAAUCUCUUUUCAUUCCCUUUCUCC
This is a messenger RNA of Malus domestica (apple), 1766 nucleotides long. Its product is annotated as probable GTP-binding protein OBGC2. The record is from RefSeq and is a predicted model, not a curated record. NCBI's taxonomy places the organism in Eukaryota, Viridiplantae, Streptophyta, Magnoliopsida, Rosales, Rosaceae. Gene Ontology annotation, cellular component: mitochondrion. Gene Ontology annotation, molecular function: GTPase activity; GTP binding.